CGUCAACUGAAGAAGGAUCAAGAUCCAAUUGAUACUUCGAAAUUUAAAAAAGUAUAUUUUAAAUUAAUUUUAGUUUGAUUCGAGUGUGAAAAUUUUCUUUGUGGACUUCUAAGCGAAAAGUUACCAUGGUUACGAACACAACCAUCCUUCUCAUCAUUGUUACGAUGACGUCGGUGGCAUCACAGACAUUCCAGUACUCAAGAGGCUGGACGAACGGCAAGCGAAAUGGGCAGAAAAAUGAGUUUAGCUUAGAGAGGAUUUUGAACCCUUGUCAAAUGCACAAGCUUAAAUACUUGCUGGAAGGAAAACCACUUACGGAAAAGAUUCUAACCCCUUGUGAUUAUUUAGAAGAGGACGGCGAACUACCAAAGCGAUACAAAUCAGACCCCGGACAGGACUCAUUGUACGACGCCUUUCAGUAAAUUCUAGUACCUUCUACAACGUUGCCAUAA
Messenger RNA from Vanessa atalanta (red admiral), 452 nucleotides. It is a transcript of the gene Crz, whose product is annotated as pro-corazonin-like. The coding region runs from base 126 to 422 and encodes 98 amino acids. Gene Ontology annotation, biological process: positive regulation of heart contraction. The record is from RefSeq and is a predicted model, not a curated record. NCBI's taxonomy places the organism in Eukaryota, Metazoa, Arthropoda, Insecta, Lepidoptera, Nymphalidae. Gene Ontology annotation, molecular function: corazonin receptor binding. The transcript is spliced from 3 exons.